Molecule: messenger RNA, 1093 nt
Organism: Sorghum bicolor (sorghum)
Lineage: Eukaryota; Viridiplantae; Streptophyta; Magnoliopsida; Poales; Poaceae
Product: NAD(P)H-quinone oxidoreductase subunit L, chloroplastic
Exons: 5
Coding region: 235-840 (201 amino acids)
Molecular function (GO): oxidoreductase activity, acting on NAD(P)H, quinone or similar compound as acceptor
Source: RefSeq, a predicted model, not a curated record
AAAAAAAAAACCCCAAAACCAUCUGGGCAGCAGCCCGCGUACUGAGCAAACGCACGACGCAGUAAAGUCAACUGCUUCCAUCCAUUGGAUCCCUAUCCAACGGUCCAGGCAGGCCAAAUUCUUGAGUGCCAGUGUGCCACAUAACCCCAAACCGUCAUCUAUCCAGAAUUCCAGAUAAGACGCGCGCGCCACGGCUGCCGUGGAAACCAUACCGAAGGAAAAAAAAGGCCAACAAUGGACACCGCCGCCUCAUGGCGCCUCCUCUCCCCGGCGUCCUCCGCCCCGCCUCCCUGCCCGCAGCAGCUACUACCCAAGCGGCGAGCGACGUUCGCGGCCUCGCCACAGGCGCAGCAGUCGGCCAGGUCCAGCGCCAAGUUCAGGCUCCUCUGCCUCCUCCAUGACAAGUCAUCGGCGCCGACGACGUCGGUGCAGCAGAGCUCGCAGCUGCAGAGGCUGGCGACGGUGUUGCAGUGCGGCGCCGUCUGGGCAGCUGUUGAGGCGCCGGCGGCGCUGGCGACGGUGACCGGGGAGGAGGACCUGGAUAUCCUAGGGAUCCUGCCGCCGAUCGCGGCGUUCGCCGUCUUCUACUUAUUCGUCGCCCCUCCGAUAAUCAUGAACUGGAUGAGGCUGAGGUGGUACAAGCGCGAAUUCGUGGAGACGUACCUGCAGUUCAUGUUCACCUACCUCUUCUUCCCAGGGUUGAUGUUGUGGGCGCCAUUCGUCAACUUCAGGAAGUUCCCGAGGGAUCCGACCAUGAAGUACCCUUGGUCCAAGCCAAAGGAGGGCACGCCGCUGUUCAAAGACAGAUACCCGCCUAUAGACACCUAUAAGCAGCCUUGAUAUUUGUACUCGGCCGGCUCGUCGUCACGGGCACGCAGCAAAAGAUUUCUUUACCUGAAUCUGUGUAAAAACAAUAUCACAGUCUAAUAAUACCCGUGCUAGUACAUGGAAAAGCUACUCUGGAGACUCAACUCUCGAGUCAUUGUACAUGGGAAGAACCAUGCGUGUUUUUUUUUUCUUGUACAAGUACGCGCAGGCGUCAAAGCAUAUUUUGUGCUUGACAAAAGAUUACACCUAAUGGUGAUUGAGCAUA